AUGACGAACAACAACGACUCAGCAAGCAAUGCAACGUCAAUCGCCUCGCUACCAGGCGAGAUUUUAGACCAGAUCUUCGAAUUCUUAAUUGGGUAUGACAUUAUUGAAUGUCUAUGCGUGUCACCGACGUGGAAUACAAUAUUUCGUCGAGGGCUGUACAAGUCGGUGAACAUCACUUCACAGUCAUCAUUUGCGCACUUUUUUUCAACGCUUCAACAGUCUGCUAAAAGAUACAAGAAAAGAAGAGUCACGGCAUCACCAUCGAAUACUAAUAUACCUGAAAUACCGCGCGAUAUUGGCCAUAAUGUUCGGCAUUUGCAGCUGAGUGAUGGCUUGAUGACCACCAGAACCAUGGAUAGGUUGGCUGACUAUUGUCCCAACGUGGUGUCUAUUACAUACCACUGGCCCCCUAUCAACAAUAAUUCUGAAAAAGCAACUUCAAGACGAGCAUCGGCACCAUCGUCGUCAGCUAUUAAAAAGAAGUUUGGUAUAAAGACACGCACUUUCAAUACACCUAUGCCAUUCUUUCAGCACUUUCAUCCGCCCGACCUCAAGGCAUCGACGCUGAUCGCGAAUUACGGCUUCACUAGCGAUGGAUCUUGGAAGAAUACAGACGCAUCAUCCCAACUGUUCCCUGUACUGCAGCAUUUUUCCAAACUCGAAGAACUUGUUUUAAGCAUGAAGAAUUUACGCAUCACCGUCACAGACAUGGAAGUAAUUCAUACGAUCUGCUCUGAGCUCAAGAAGAUUGACUUUAGUGUCGCAGAUUUGCGGUCACCGAGCAGUAGCAGUAGCAGUAGCAGUAGCACUAACACUAGUAGUGAUGACGAUACGCAGCUGCUGGAACAAGUUCAGCCAGCACGCACUGUCCAACACUUGUCUCUUCGCUCCCCUAUAUGGUGCAACGUACGUAUCUGCAGCAAUCCAUGGUUCAACUAUAUUCGACACAAAUACCCAGAGCUACGGGCUCUCAAUCUUGCGCCGGAUGAUGAUUUUCAAGAGGGAGGAUUCUAUAUCACUGAAGAAAUCGUAUUUGGCGAACAAAAUCCAGCGGCUGGAAUUACACUAAAAAAUCAAUUCCCACGCUUGAAACACUUGGAGAUCGGACGAUUUGCUGGCAAACCAAGCACAUCGUGGACACGUCUUAUGAACGGUAUCCCGUCAAUUGUACUGCACGACGAUGCAACAGAAAAUUUUGACGGAUGGAUCAAAGCAGCAGCAACAGCAACAGCAACGACAGCAUCAACCACCAUAGCUGCUACUCACAGUUCUAAUACUACCGAUAACAUUACCCUGCAGAGCUUGAAGUUAGCUCUGAUACCCAAAAAUAUGGCUGGUCUUGUCUUUUGCGAUCAUCUACGAGAGCUUUUCUUGGACGGCAGGUUGUUCCGUAUAUGUCCAGGAUAUUGCCAAGUCUUAUCGCUCAAAACCGUACUAUCAUGUCCAGCAUUGGAAAAAAUAGUGAUUAAAAGAUUCAUAAUUGAGUAUACCGGAAACAGCAACAAUAACAACAACAGGUCAGCAGCGACAGGAUCAUCAACAUCUUCACUACCACCGACAACGACAACGACUAUCUCACCUUUGAAGUCGUUAAUAAUCCAUGAAUCAGCGAUUGCAAGUAACAAUGUGUUCACUCAAGUUGGCAUACGAUGCCCAGAUCUUGUCCAUUUAGAAUUGACAUUCUGCAAGUGGAGCAGUAAUCAUGAACAUCCAGUCAUCCGCAUUAAUAUGGCGCGCCAAAAACUUAAAUAUCUUCAGCUGGUUAUGCCGAGCAUUUGCCGACAUUUUCGAAGCACCCCGACGGUCGGUAUGGGAUUUGAAGGAAUCAGUGUUCAUGGUGCACAGCAAUCACGGAAACUCGUCGAUCCGCUUCCUGGCCUUCCGGAUUAUUUGCUGUUGAAAAAGCAGAACGACGCUACUAUUGCUGCGAUUACUGCUCUGCCUGCAGAGAAACGGCUGGAAGAAGUAGAAGAAGCGAACGAUGACGGACAAGAGUCAAUAACACGGGUGCUUUACAGAAUACAAUCACUCCAGUCCCAACGACUACUUCUGGAACGCGUAAAUAACAGGGCGGAUACUGUCUCGUGGUUGGAGAGCGAAAGUGGAAAUAAGCAGAGGGUAGAGGAAGUGGUUACGAACCAUCGUUUGGUGAAAAACUGGUCUGUCAUCCUGUCAUUGCAAAGCGUUGAUAAUCUUUACUAUAAUGGAGCUCGACUGGAUCACAAAGACAAAGAUUUUACAUGCACGACCAAAGAUACUUUUGCAUACUUGGAAAGCCUUGUCAACGUCUAA
Molecule: messenger RNA, 2292 nt
Organism: Zychaea mexicana
Lineage: Eukaryota; Fungi; Mucoromycota; Mucoromycetes; Mucorales; Lichtheimiaceae
Exons: 1
Coding region: 1-2292 (763 amino acids)
Molecular function (GO): protein binding
Source: RefSeq, a predicted model, not a curated record